AGAGGUUGUUUGGUUGAACUGGACGGAUUAAAGUAAUCCUCGACGGAAAUGUCUUUUGGUCCUCCGAAGUCGUCCAGCAUGGCGAUUGCCGAUAUCUUCAACUUGGCGGGAUACAAUCGGUGAUCUACGAAAACAAGUACAGCAUCCAAUAGUCGAUAGAGUUAAACAUAACAAAACGUUCUCACGCAACCAAGACUGAGGAAGAAAGCAUUACACGCAUCGAUACAUAAGCAAAUGGAGUUUUAUUUCAGCGACUCUAAUUUGAGCAAGGAUCAUUUCCUAUCGAAACUUUUGAAAGAGAAUCCUUAUGUGGAUCUUGAAAUAUUUACUAGGUGUAACAAAUUGAAAGAACUAACCACGGAUGAACAUAUGAUCAUCACAAAAAGGCAAGGGUCGACAAUGUUGAGAGUGUCUGAAGAUGGUACAUCCGAGGAAGCCAAACGUUACAAGUGAGCGAUGACCGUUUGUGGCGCCUGGUUGUGGUGCAAGGUCGAAGAAACUGGUACGUCGGCCGCUGGCCCGCGAGGCACUCCGCUCAAUGUGGGUCGUCGUCUAACUGUUCUACGUACCGUUUCUCCGCCCCUGACUCUGUAUAUCCUUCGACCAGCAACAGCAGCAGCAAUAGCGAGCGAACACCUACACGAUGACGUCUGUGUACUCCACAUUACAGGUUACACUGUAUGGUAAUAUUAUGUCGGCGAUGCGAUUGCGAUAGCAUGUGCAUUCUUCUUCUUACGCCUCUUUCAUUGGAGAGGAUCUCCCUCGUUGUAUUGAAAACUGUUCAAAACCAAUUGUCAUUAACCGCGAAAUUAUGUUACAAAAAAAUCUAGUCGAAUUUUUAACAAAAGAUUAUAUUAUAUAUUUUAACUAUAAAAUAUUUUAUUUUUGCGCACUAUUUUUACAUACAUUUACCUUCUCCCGCGACGGAGUUUUCGUCUUUCAGAUUCAACUAUUCCAUUAUUAUUGACAAUUUAUCGUUGAUUUAAUUCAAAGCUCUUAACAGACAAACAAAAAAAAUGUCUGAUGGAAAGUGUAUUUUGAAUGAGAAGCAUCCGUUCGCAUUGUCCUCACGCGACAUCCAUCUUUUACGCGUUUUACAAGUAAAUGCAAAUUUCCGUUAUCUUUUUUUGUCAUCUUAUUGGGCAUGCCGGGUUUUAGCUAUCGCCUGUCCGUAAUCGUUCGUUUCCUCGUUUCUUCCUUGCUUCGCGGACAGCCGCGGCGUUCUCCUACUCUUCAGGUCAUUUGGAGUGAGAUCUUCCUCCACCGCGUAUCCUCCUACCAUCAUCUUUCUCCUACCAUCCUGGCGACAAGGCUGUUCAGUCGUCAUACGACCUUCUUCCAGGGUUACGUUCCUGUCAGUUUCCCGCGACUCUGAUUUUUCGCCCUCGACGCGCGCCGAGAUUGCGUCAACAGAAGCAACAAUUUUUCGACGUCGAAAUCAGUACGAAAUUGUUGUACGCGAUUGUUACGUUCGACCAACUGUGUUACAUUAAAAAUCGUGUGUUGAUGGAUCAAUGAAUAAUCGCAGAAGUGCCAGGAAUUGCGAGAAGCUAAGAAAAGGCCUCGACCUGUCUGUUUCUUUUUUUCGUAAUUGAGGCAUUAUAUGUGAGAGAUGCGGAAACGUUUGUGGAUGCUCCUCGCCCUUCUGGCAUGCGCGUCAGGCGAGUACCUGAUGGGCGGCCACCUGGACAACAAUCCCGGGUCAAAGACCCGAUCCGGCAAGAUCGAGAGCUCCUCCACAUUGGGACGCAAGACACGUUUGGACGACCUUGACCUGGAUCUCGUGGCCGCGGAGAGCACAGUUGCCGCUGCCGCUGGCGAUGAGACUUCAACCAGCGACGACGAUGAUGACGUUCCACGUUACCAUAUCCCGUAUCCUUUCGCCUUCAACGGCGGCAAGCCGUUCUCUCUAGAGAAAGACCCGAUAACCGGUAAGAUCGACUUCGAGAAGGCACCGCCGGUCAAAGCUCUCAACUACACCGUUCGUUAUCGCGAGCGAGAAGAUAAGGAGAACGAAAACGGUGACAAGAGCGACGAAAAGAGCGCGAUACAGGAAAAGAGCAAGGAUAGCCACGACGUCGGCCCGAACGAGAUCAAUACGUAUACGCCUAAUUUUCACGAUUUCCUGAACCUGCCCGUUUAUUAUUCCUCGGACAAAUACGGAAACGACAAGUACCCGUUGAUCUCGAGUUCGUACGCGAAUACGAAGGUGCAGAGCGGCGCCAACAGCUACAGCACGUACAAUCACAGACCUUUUCAUCUGGAAAACGAUCUGUUCGUACGUCCCGUCAAAAAUUCGUAUCCUAUGACAAAAGCGACCACGCGCAGGACUACGACUGUCGACGAUCUUAAAGAGAAAUGGACAAGCACCACGAGCUCGUCGACGACUGUGACUCCAGUGUCGCCGUCGGUCACGACGAACUCGUCGCGCACCACACUUUCUAUCUCGACUAAAGCACCCGUUGUAACCACGUGGAAGCCGUUCAGUUCUCCGAUCGCGUUUCACUCGAUCGAUCGUACGGAGAUUGAAAACGAGAAGAAUCUUCUGCCGAUAGAGAAGCUGCACGCUUCCAGCCACGCAAGUUCUCACCGGAAUCCGAGCGACAGAACGACGGAAAAUGUACAGGUCACCACUCAUUACAAAGACCAAUCAAAUCUCAAUAAUUUCGUGGUGUCUCACGUGAAACCUGAAACGAAACCGGCAUCAAACGAAGAAUAUAAAGAUUCUUACGACGCUUACGAGUCGGAUAGCGAGGGCGAUGGCGACAGCGAGGAGAACGAUUACUUUUUACCGUUUGGAGAUUUAUUGAAAGAAAUUGUUACAUCGACACCGUCUACGACCACUACUUCCAGUACGACAUCGAAAACGACUACUAGCACCACCACGAUGGCACCAGUUACCCCUGUAUCAACGGUAGAAACGACGAUGUCAAUAUCUACGACAAUGUCAAUUGCGCCUACGCGAUCUGUAUCUUCGACGAUGGUGCCCACGAUCCAAGAAGAGAUGCCUGCGAAUAAACCAUUACAAUUUUCUACAACGACGUCGCAACAUUCGGUUGCUUCUUUGUCAUUAAACAACGAUCGAAGACCGGGUGUAACGGAGCGUUACGAUGGAAUUAUUAGUCACGGAUAUAGACCGAGUCCGAUAAUCAAGGAUGGAACGGGGGCAGGAGUUGUGAUAGAGAGCACAAGUAACAUCGUGAUACCGCCGGAUCAGGAUACCGUGUCUUUCGUUCUGGGAAAUCGCCAGAACGUCGAUGGUGGUUAUUAUUCAGUCGGGACCGCCGUCGGAGAAAAUCCUUACGGCGGUUUUGAGACUGACGCUAUAUUCUGGCCAAUUCGCAAUGAUCACGAUCCUACAAAAGAAAUCAAACACGAGCACUCUCCGAUCGUUUCUGUUACCGAAUUGAAUCCUGAUCGCGUUACGCAGAAAUGGUGGCCGCCCAAUUCCAGCCCUUUGAAAAGCAAUAAUAACGAGCAUGACUCGACGAAACCUCAGAGUCCCCUUGUCACUGCCACGGGUACGGUAGUCUACGAUAUGAACAACUCGAGCAAGGAAAGGGACUCCGGUUACAUCAUCUUUCCGGACGACGAGACGAAGAACAAGGAUACCUUGACGGAGGAACACAUCGUGAUCAUAAACGAGGCGGACGGCAGCAUUCGCGAGUUGCCACCAAAGUCGUCGAUGGCGACGAAUAAAACGACGAAGCCCAAUCCUCCCGUGAAUGACAUCAUCGAAGAUUUGCCGCAGCUGGCCGAGGAUUUGGUGCCGCCCGCGGAGAAUUCCAAACUGCCGUCUUAUUAUUAUCAUUACCAGUUCGACAUGACAAGGCCAAAUCACUCGAGACCGCAGAGACCCUUGCCGCCGCGUAUCAAGCCGCAUUCAGGGCCGCCGGUAUCCCCGUUGGACAUGAGGAAACGUCCCUACUCGCCGGACACGAAGCUACCCAACAUCUUGCCACAAUUCCGUCCCAAUGCGAAAGCGUCGCACGGUCAUCGCGGUCCGGACGUGAUAGGGACGCUACCGGCCGGGCAAAGCGUAUCCACGAGAAUCAGACAGCCGUUGCCGGCUCAUUCGUCACGAAGGCCUCUGCCACCGCCACCCUCGUAUCUUCAGCGUCUGAAUCCACCGCCUCCACCGAUUCACGUAGUCAGACUGCCGCCGACCAUCUCACCGCCUUCGAAAAUGGAUAACGUCGUCCUACCUCACGAGACGGAACCGACGAUACGAAAACUCCGUCCUCCGCACGGGAUACCGUCCGUAUCGCGCGGAGGUACGGAGGAGAAGGCGCCAUCAAAUAGAUUGUUCGUUCACGGUAACAGUGGCGUCGGUGAGGAAGGCGAGAGCAGAAAGGUGGACCGAAGUAAAAUCUCGGACGAACGCGAGAGCGAGAGUUCGGAAAGAUAUCCGGAGGAACCGCCUAUGACACCACCGAAACCGCCUCUCUUCCCAAAGCGCAGAACAGCGGAUCCGCCGCGCGUUGCGACCCUGCAGAUGAUACAGCAUCAUGGUGAAUUCGGUGACGAUGAUGAUCCUUUGCCACAAUCUGUAGAACCUGUACUCGCGCAUGAAGCAGAGCGCAGGAAAUCGGACAAUCACGAUCCGUCGGAAAUACCAGAGCAACCUGUGUACGUCGUGUAUCCGGUCAACACCGCGGUUAACAUACAUCCGGACGAUUCCAACGAAAAGGAUGGUAGCGUCGUCGUGGGUACACGAGGCCCUCAACGACCAUUACCGCCCGAUACGUUGCUUCAGGACGAGCAGGAUGAUACACACACCGUCUACAACGGCAGACCCGUCGCCCUUGAUUUUCCGUAUCCGUUAGAACGACCCGAUCCGUCAUCAGUCUUUCCUGUCGUUGGCGUGAAGGAGACGCCCGUACUGAUUCCCAGCGAGCAACGACAGCAGCAGCAACAGCAGGCUUCCGUCACGAUUGCGAACGAACGAGAGAACGAGAAAAACGAUGCGGUGAAUAUAAUCCCAUAUUUGCAAGACUUUCUGCCGUAUCGAAAGAAGAAUGAGGCGGCGAUAUCUGUGACGCUGCAUCGCACAGCGCCGAUCGCAACGUCGUUGUCGAGCUCGACGUUAGCCACGUCAACGUCGACUUCAACACCGAUCGCUUACGUUUACACACCGACGUACGCACCAUAUCCAGCACAUGAUCUCAACGAAGAUCUCGAUAAUGACGACGUUGCCAAGAGCAACGACGCGAAGCAGACGGUGCUGUUGCCUUCGCAGCAGCCUUCCAGCUCCUCCAGCUCGGCACCAGCACCGCAAAACUUCAUGGCCCCUUUUGUCGCCAGUAUGAGCGCCGAGGCGCCUAGUAAAAACGGUUGGAGCGUCGUCGUUGUCGAAUCACCUGCUGGAGCAGAAAGGAAAUCGGAUAGUGACAAUGAUGAUGCGAAACCUGUACAUUCAGAAAACAACACGCAGACCGAGAGGAAUGAGUUCGACGCCGAUAACUUUAAGCCGCAGCUCUUCGGUGGUUUCAAACCGCUCUACGAGUUUCCUACGGAGAACACGGAGCGUCACGACGUCGCUGAUACAGAUACUGAGAUAAAUAUGCCCAGGCACGCCAAGAAACUACUACCUGUGUCUGAUAAGGAAUAA
Monomorium pharaonis (pharaoh ant) is the source of this 5611-nucleotide messenger RNA. RefSeq lists its product as uncharacterized. The transcript is spliced from 5 exons. The record is from RefSeq and is a predicted model, not a curated record. Bases 1613 to 5611 code for a protein of 1332 amino acids. Lineage: Eukaryota; Metazoa; Arthropoda; Insecta; Hymenoptera; Formicidae.